AUGGACCGCACAUGCAGCUGUGCCAGUCGGAUGAGCUCCUCUAAUAUUUCGGCAGCUUUUCUCCUUGCUUUUCACUGGACCGCUCUUGAUGUAGCAGUCGACGUCCCAGAAUUCGAUCCGAGCCCCGGAUUCUGGUGGAAUUUCCUGGUGCAGAUGCUCUACAACCCCGUCCUGGCCCUCGUCAAAGCGUCCAUUCUAUUCUUCUUGCUUCGCCUUGGAGGACAGAAGAAGAGCGCCCGUUACGCCAUCUAUGCGCUCAACAUCUUCAACGCGGCGCAUGCCGUUGCCAUUUUCUUCACUGCACUCUUCCAAUGUGUUCCCAUGGAGGCCAACUGGGACUUUGCCCUCAGGUUCGACCCCGAGACCAACUGCAUCGAUAACUCAUUCCACGUGAUUGGCUCGUGUCUGACCAUCUUCACCGAUCUAUGCAUCUUGAUCCUGCCAUUCUGGAUUUUCCCGGGACUCAAGAUGCCUAGGGCUGCCAAGAUGGUGGUCACUGGCGUCUUCUUGCUCGGGUCCCUCGUUGCCGUUGUCGGUGUCAUCCGAGUCGUGGACGUGUACAAGAUAUUCUUUGGGACACCAGACCCCGACACCGACCCGUAUUACAACAUUACGGUUGUGUACUCGAGCGUCGAGGUCAACUUGGCCAUUAUUACCGCGACCAUACCUAAACUACGCCCGCUCUUCCCAAAGUGGUUCCCGAGUCUGUUCAGCGGCAGCUCAGGACAGAGCCACGGCCGACCGACGUAUGGUACGUCUGGGUAUGGCAGCCGCAGUCGCGGCGCGCAAACCCUUCAGUCCGGUGAUCACAGCGGCUCCAAGGGCAUAUCGCUCACCAAGAUUGGCCGCCACCAUACGAGCCAGACGGAAGUCUUAUCUGCGUCGCCUAAUGAUUCGGAAGAGGAAAUUAUGCGAUACCAUGUGAUCGUGCGAACGACCAACGUUCAGGUCGAGUACGAGGACCGUUCGCAGUGUCAGACUGCGCAGGCAGGUUCAUGGAAAGCCGUGUGGAUGAGCUGGACUUGUUCUUGCCUGGUGCAGUUGAACGAGCCAAGUCCGCUGAAUGUGCUUUUAUUCAUUCGAUGUUGGGGCACCAGGGCGAAGACUUGUAUGUGCCCCUGGACCUGGACCUCGCACACCAGCCCAACAGGGCUAUCGAAUGAUUCGAAUCCGAGCACUAGUGAUAUCGAUCUCCUAGUGGGCGGCUCGGCCCGAAGCCAUCUGAAUCUGGACGUAUAGCCCGAUGAAUACGACACGCUUAUGUGUUUCUCCCACUACCUCAGAUCCUGGCGUCUUCAUAUCAUCGUGAUUCGUGACUCGCAUACAGUGAAGGAAGAAGGGACAGCCUCUUGGGACAGCGGAGCGAAAGCUCCUUCCAUGAAGGCGCCCCGCCCCGCCCCACCUUUUCACGA
Emericellopsis atlantica is the source of this 1412-nucleotide messenger RNA. RefSeq lists its product as uncharacterized. NCBI's taxonomy places the organism in Eukaryota, Fungi, Ascomycota, Sordariomycetes, Hypocreales, Bionectriaceae. Bases 1 to 1239 code for a protein of 412 amino acids. The transcript has 3 exons. The record is from RefSeq and is a predicted model, not a curated record.